Molecule: messenger RNA, 3659 nt
Organism: Panonychus citri (citrus red mite)
Lineage: Eukaryota; Metazoa; Arthropoda; Arachnida; Trombidiformes; Tetranychidae
Gene: lqf
Product: epsin-2-like
Exons: 3
Coding region: 334-1902 (522 amino acids)
Biological process (GO): endocytosis
Cellular component (GO): plasma membrane; clathrin vesicle coat; endosome
Molecular function (GO): phospholipid binding; clathrin binding
Source: RefSeq, a predicted model, not a curated record
AUUGUGAUCUUUGUGAUGCCUCACCGAUUUCAAAAUGAUUUUAAUGUCAAGACAAACUUUCAACUCACAACACACUCUACGCAUGCUUUGGAUUCUGCGCUGAUCGGUGAUUCUUUUGCUUUCUAGACUCUUUACUCUUUGACGUAAUCUUUUUUGUUUUUUUUUCUCAUCAGUCAGAUUCUCAUUAAGGAAUAACUAAAGUGACAGUUUAUUUAUAUUAAAGUGACCAAGCCUUUUGUUUGUUUAUUUAUCUUUUUUUGUUUAUUUUGUUAAUUCUUUUGUCUUUCGUUGAUAAUCGAAUCAGAAAAUCACAUCACAACCAAUUGUUCUAUAAUGAUUAACGUUCGAGGUCUUCAACGGAAUGUUAAAAAUGUUGUUAAAAACUACACCGAGCCCCAGGUUAAAGUACGAGAGGCAACUUCGAAUGAUCCUUGGGGCCCAUCGUCAACUUUGAUGAGUGAAAUAGCUGAUUUAACCUACAAUGUGGUCGCUUUUUCUGAGAUUAUGCAAAUGAUUUGGAAAAGAUUAAAUGAUCAUGGCAAAAAUUGGAGACAUGUUUAUAAAGCUCUUGUACUUUUGGAGUAUCUAAUUAAAACUGGAUCAGAAAAGGUGGCUCAACAAUGUCGAGAGAAUAUAUUUGCUAUCCAAACUCUUAAAGAUUUCCAGUACCUCGAAGAUAACAAGGAUCAAGGAAUGAAUGUUAGAGAGAAAAGCAAAGCACUGGUUGCUUUGUUGAAAGACGAUGAAAGACUUAAAACGGAAAGAACUCGUGCUCUUACAGCAAAAGAAAGAUUUGCUCAAUCGGUUUCACUGAUGAACGCUCCAUCCGGUAUUGAAACUAUUCCCAAACCUUUAGCCAGUUUAGGUAGUUUUCGUGAAUCCAUAGCCUCCGCCUCAGCAUUAGAGGCUGGUAAACCUCUUCCAUCUGAUUUGGAAAGUGCAAGACCACAAACCAAGGGUGAAGAGGAGCUUCAAUUACAAUUAGCUUUGGCCAUGAGUAAAGAGGAAGCCGAACAAGAAGAUAGAUUAAGAAAGAACGAUGAGAUUCGUUUCCAAUUAGCUCUAAAUGAGAGUCAAAAAGAAAAGCUAACUAAGAAAACCGCUAUGGACGAUUUACUGAACAUCAGUGUUGGUUCUAAUCCUCCUUUACAUAAUUCGUCCACCACUGUUGAUCCAUGGUCUGUUUCGGGAGACUCUAUGGGAGCCGCUGCAUUCCCUGUACCACCACCACCACCACCGCCUCUACCCUUACAAUCUCUGGGAGCCUCGAGUAGUUUAAACAACACCCAGUCAUUGGCAUCGAAUGACCCUUGGUCCGUUGGCCCAGGUAAUCAUGUAACCAACUCUGAUCCUUGGAAUGGUAACUCUGGUCGAACCUCUGCUACCAAUGAUCCCUGGCAAUCUAGUCCACCCGCUUUAACACCCCAAUCAACGGAUCCCUGGUCAUCUCAAACGGGAGAAGAGAUGAUCUCUAAAAGUCCAGUCAAGGAAACCAUUUCAUCAAGUAUCAGUUUUGAUUCGGCGAUUUCAUCAAACACCCAAACAACGAGAAAAACACCAGAAAAUUUCUUGGGUCCUAACUCUAAUUUAGUUAAUUUGGAUGCACUUGUAAGCAGUAAAACCACAGGAGUUUUACCAGCUGGAGGUAAUCCUUUUGCAACUGUUCCAGUUUGUAAUCCGUUUCAAGCCGCUAAACCACCUCCACCCACCAUCAAUCAACUUCGAUCACAGAAUAUCUUCCCAAUGGGAAACGAUAGUAUUAGCUCAUUAACCGGUCCUCUGGGUCCAUCAACAAUAACACCAGUUAUGCCAGUUACGAUGCCCAAUAAUCAUCCAUUAUCAAGCCAACCAAUGGUGCCCUUGAGCUCUCCAUCCUCAAGCCAUAAUCCAUUCGCAAUGUAACAUUAAUGAUCCUGAUGAUAUUAUAACUAUAUACAUAUUAUUGAAUAGGCAGGAAAACAAAAACAUCAACAAGUUAAUCUAAACUCUGAUACAAAACAAGCAGACAGAAAAAGAUAGCAAAGAUAUUCUAUAAAACCAAAACAAAAAGUUAACAGCUAAUAAUCAAAUGAAAAUAGUGUCUUCGUUUUUUUGGCAUUUGGUGAUGAUCGCUUUUUGUAAAAUGGUUAUACAUAUAUAUACAUAUACAUACACAUCUAUUCGUAAAAAACACUCUGAGAAAAACCCAUUGGCAUGUUUCUCAAUCUCUAUCAUUUACAAUCAAUCACGGAAAAGAAAACACCAAACUACAUAAAAUUUAAAUUCCCCCACCAAUAACUUUAUAACCACCGCUUUUAUGUUACCGUCAUCAACAUCAUCGUCAACAACAUCAACAUUUUCAUCAUAAAUUCAAUCUCAUCAUUGAUAAUCAACAUGAACUUUUCUCUCUUUUUUUUUCUAUCUCCUUUUCUCUUUCCUUUCUAAUACCGGAAAAAUGUCGCGAUUUCUUUCAUUCUCCUCAUUUUCCUCAUCUUCCUUUUUUAUCCCUUCUAAAUCAUCUUUUCCUUUUUUUUUUCUUUAAUUCUUUUACUCUCAUUCCAUCAGGCUAUGAAGAAAAAAGCUGAAACAGUUUUGAUCUUAAUAAAUUUUAAUAAUUUAUAAAGUAAAUCAAUCGGAUUAACAAAUGUCAAAUCAAAGCAGAAGCAAAGUUGGCUACAUAAACAAAGUGAUAAGGAUUUUCAGUGUUUCCAGUUUUUGAUCAUCAAAAGGAAAAGGAGUUACAAUUAAAAGGAUAAUCAAAAUGUUCAUCGACAAAUGUGACUCACGUUUAAUUGUUUUAAAGAGGAAACUCUUGCUUGACCAGUUGAUGACCAUUAAUUGGAUCCAUCGCCACUUUUUUCUAAUCAAAUUUUUACAUCUCUCCCAAGUUAAAACUUCGACUACAUUUUUCUCCGUGUUCACUUACAAAUUAAUCAAAGCAAUUGAUUCACGUUCAUCAACCGAUUGGUAUUGAAAGAGAAACAGAGAAAAGGAAAAGGACGCAAUUAACGGAAUCCCGGUGUGACAUAUACGAAAAGGGCAACAAUUAUAAGGAACAAUUUGAGAUUAAUCAACUGUCUACAGAAUCAAUGGUGGAAUCUUUUUCUACCGGUCAGUUUAUCUUCAUCUUGAAAAGAAAAAUGUUUCUUUCCAUUUCUUCAGGUUUUCGUUCUUGUCUCAACUUCGUUAUAAAAUCAAAUUAACAAAUUGUAAUUUUCCUUUUCUACCGUUAAUUGGUUAUCACUUAUUUGAAAUCAUCUUGCCGACUCUUCAUCAUCAAUUCAUCAUCACAUCUCAUGUCCAGAAUAUGUGACCUUCUAAUUAUAUUUAGCUUAAAUUGCUGUGAAAAUCAUCAUCACCUCCUAAUCGUCAUUAUCAUAGUAAAAUCAACCAUUCAUAAUAAUGAGACAAUCUCAAAACUUUAUGAAUCGUUUUGAUUGUUAAUUGAUCGAGAUGACGUGAAAACCAUCAGCAUAAAUGACAAAUUAAAUGGUUCGACUUAAAAUUAAUUUGGAUUCAUUGAAAGAAUUAUUUUAAUUUGAUUAUUUGAAGGAACACUUUUUGUCUAUAAUGAUCAAAUAUCCUUGAUACCAAUAACUGUGAAAGAAAAAGUUGAUUAUAAUGUUGAAUAGAACUUGAAUCCUAAUUUAUUGAACUAAUAAUACUUUUUACAAUUAUAA